Molecule: messenger RNA, 393 nt
Organism: Penicillium cataractarum
Lineage: Eukaryota; Fungi; Ascomycota; Eurotiomycetes; Eurotiales; Aspergillaceae
Exons: 2
Coding region: 1-393 (130 amino acids)
Source: RefSeq, a predicted model, not a curated record
AUGCAACUCACAAGUAUUCUCGGCCUCUGCCUAGUCGGCCUAGCCAGUUCCGCCGCCGCAAUGCCCAGACUCGCCGGUCCAUACCACGGCAAACCCCUCGCAGUCCAUGUCCCCGUCAACGUCACGACUGCCCACAAAGCGACUACUACCGGCACGCCAGUGACGAAGCCCUUGACGACGGGAACAGCAAGCAAGAGCAAUGGCACACACCAUUCUCCCAAGAUUCAGGGAUCGGCCAAUCUUCCCAAUCAUAUCAAGCUUAUCAAUCAUUGUUCGGAGCUGUGCUCGUUGGAGGCGCAGACUUGUAAUGUUGCCGUGCCGGAUGAUGAUAAGUUUUGCUGGCAAACGUAUCUGCGGUGCAUUGACCGAUGCCGACCUGAUGAUUUCCAGUGA